This is a messenger RNA of Monomorium pharaonis (pharaoh ant), 4046 nucleotides long. RefSeq names its product protein MMS22-like. The transcript has 16 exons. Gene Ontology annotation, biological process: replication fork processing; double-strand break repair via homologous recombination. Gene Ontology annotation, cellular component: nuclear replication fork. Lineage: Eukaryota; Metazoa; Arthropoda; Insecta; Hymenoptera; Formicidae. Bases 337 to 3987 code for a protein of 1216 amino acids. The record is from RefSeq and is a predicted model, not a curated record.
CCGCAGCUCACGUGACGUGGAGAUCUGUGGAAAUCUGGAGAUGCCGCCAAAAUGCACAAAAGGCGUCUGCUAGCCAUCCAAGAGCCGAGAAACAUGAGGGAUUUAAUCAGUUUCGGAAUUUGGGAUCUUCAGUGAUUUUAGUUUCCGGAUCGCUUAAAUGUAGUUUAUGCUUGGUGAGAGAUGCGAUUGAAACGCAAACCCUGCACCUAUUAUCGCAAGUACAGACGCUAGAAGAUUAUUACUUGUAAUAUAUUGCUUCAAUGCCAGUGGAAUAUCAGAUGUACAUUCACUUACGAAAGGGUUACGUUCAAAACUAAAUUGUAAAUCGAAUUGAUCAUGGAUUUCGAUGUUAUCUUCGACUGCAAUGGCAAGGUGAACAUUAAUGAUUGGCAACUAAGCAGAGAUGGGCUAUUUUAUUGCAGGGAGGUGGACAAUGUGCUUUUUCCACAAACUGAUUAUCCCUUUGCUAAUGUCGAAGUUAGGCUCUUUGACUGUGUCAUGCCUGGAUCAGUCGCUGUGAUGAAUCUCAAACAUCUUAUUAAUUGCAUGGAGAUGCAACUGAAGAUACUAAAUAGACAGGAGAGACCAGUCGCAACAUCUGGAUUAUGCAAUAACGAUAAUAAUGUAAACUGCUUUCUUCUGAGAAAGAUGAUUUGCAAAUUUAUUAUGUAUUUUCGUACGUAUAUGAACAGUAUAAAGUGGGAUCUUGGUGCGUUAGAAACAGUAAUGCCAGAAAUCGGCAAAGACAUAGAUACUUUGUUUGACUGCAUCAAGUAUUUUCUUAGUACAUUACAUAGCAUCCCAGAUUCAACUCUGCAUUAUGCUGCUUCCAAUAUAGGCAACAAGUGUAAACAACCGGAAUUUCAUUUAUACCACAUGCAUAUAGAGUUAAGAUGGUUUCUCAUUACAUUAAUAUAUUCAAAAACGAUGUGGUACCAAUAUCAGUUAACGCAGUUAGAAGAGUUUGAAAAUACUACUGAAAUGGUCAUUAACGAUCUCCUAUAUUCUGCCUUAAAAGUAUUUGAAAGGUUAGCCUUAAGCUGGACUGUGGACCUCACGCAGAAAACGCCAUACUGCUGCACAUGCACGCGAGAAUUGUGGCUUAUGCUACAAAUAUUUGUCGACAGUUUAGAAGGAAAAAAAACCAAGAUGUUUUGGGAUCUUGUAAAUAGUUGUAUCGAUAAAAUAUUAAGUAAGGAUCAGUCUCAAGCGAUAUUCUGGCAUAGAAGCGUGGAUUCCUCUCUGUCAGAUUGUAAGAAUCCCGAAUUGUUUUGUAUUUGGAUAAUAUACCAUCUGUCUCUAUUGUACGGGUACAGUAACGACGGCGUAUACCUGCAAUAUAAUUCUCAAAGGAUUAGAUCAAACUGCGAACAAGUUGAAAAGGUUCUAAAAGCAUAUGUAUGUAAAGGUGGAAAAGAUGGUGAAAGGGAUGAGCUUGACAUAGAGCUCAAGAUCAUAAUACCAUUGUUACAUGAUCUCAUAAUUAAUUGGUGGCAACCACGAGUACUAAUUAUUUCUUUUCUUUGGGAUUGUUUCCACAAAAGAUUGGAUCAACCGUUCCUAUUACAAACUUCUGGGCCUUGGGCCCUGUCUCUUGAAAAAAAGACAGCUACGGAUAUUCUCAAGCAAAUUAAUGACAGAAUUUAUGGCAAAUUUGAACAUUCCAAGGAAUCCAGUUAUGGCAUGUUCUUGCACUUGAUAGGUACGUUUUUGAAAAAAUACGGCACGUCGGAUCCGAAGUAUUGGAAUCAAAUUAAGGGGCGUGUAUAUACGAAAUUUUCAAGAAAUAAAGUCGCAGAGUUUUCCGAGAGUGGUCUCUACAACUUUAUAUCUUUAUUUAUUACUUUAGCUAUUACCGCAGAUAUCACGAAUGUAUGUACAACAAUGUUAGACCUUCUGCCAUCUACUCAUGAAUUAAAUAACGAAUAUAAUAAAAAAUGCAAUCUAAUCUGGAAAGGAAAAUUAACGUGUCUCUUGCUAUUCAAUGAAAGAAAGUUAUCUUUUAGUUCCAUAGCCGGACAUUUUACAGAAACAAUCAACUUAAUAAGCUGUCGUAAAGAUGAAACGUCUCGUUCCAUGAUGACCAAUUUCGUCGAUAUAUUGAAUACAAUUUUGUCUGGCAAUGAAAAAAUGGAUUUGGGAGAGUUCAAUUUCAUUAGCGGUUGGAUCGAUCGUUAUCUUUUGGAGUGUCCGAAGAACAGAAUUGGAUCUCUAUUGGAGAUGCUCGCGACUGUUUUUGAAAAAUGUAUCACACUGCAAGUUUUUUGUAAUAAUUCGGGUCGGUAUGUUUUUGUUUCUUAUUUUAGAUGCGUUAAUUUCAUAAAUUUUCUUCCAGCUACAUUUUCAAGUUUAUGUGACGAAAGUACGAACUCUUGCUCAAAUUUGCUUAUAGAUGGUGUCAGGAAAAUGUUGGACGCAUUAUGGUGCGUGGUCGCAUCUCGAGUUCGUCAACUUGUUUUCGAUCCUGUGCUUUCUGGUGACAAUUAUAAAAUUAUUUCCAAGCUGGCUGUCUUAUUUACUUUAGAGGCAGUUAGAGAACCAGCUACUGCUAAGAAGUAUAAACACUCGGCUGUAUCUUUAUUUCAACACUUCGCAGCAUCGAUAUUUGUAAAAGACAUAAGAAUUACCCAAUAUUAUUUAACGUCGAUUCUCGAGAAUGAACAAUCUGUUCAAAACUUGAAGAAGGAAAUUCCAAAUUUUGACACUAUUCUUAUCCAAGUUUGUAUAUACACUUACUUAUUGCUUAUAUUACGAAAUAAUCAGAGCAGAGAGUUCAUAAAAUUCAUAUUUCAGGCUUGGAUAAAAUGUUCUAUUGUCAGUUACGACUCAAACAGAAAAGAUAUAAAGAUUCUACAAAAUUACAUUGUCAGUCUCAGUGAGAUCAAGGAUAUAUUUGUUUCAGAUUGUGACAUGCACGAAUUUCAGAACAGUAACGAACCCAUUUUAACAUUUAUAAUAUCGUUCAUGAAGAAACAGAAUACUUUAAAGGUAUUAAUCCAAUGUGUAUUCGUACUUUCAAACUUGCUCCAAAAACAAAUUAACACAAUUUUCAAAAUUUCACAGAUUGAGCAAGAGAAACUUCAAUACAACGCGAAAUUCAAAUUGUAUUUUAAAAAUUUAGACAAGUGGGUCAUGAUACCUAUAACAGAGGAGACAAAAGAUUCGGAGCUAGCGUUCUGGAUUUAUAGAUGUCUGGGUACAUUAAUCCUCUGCAUUUCUCCGACGCUAUAUACUAAAAAUCAGCCAAAUGAUAUGUUAAGAACGCUCAUUAACAAGGUUAUAUUGGUGCCAGAGAACUCUAUGCAGUCGUACAUAAAACAAUUGGGAAAAAGAAUAUUUUCAAUGGUAAUACUCGGCUUCGAUAAAUUGAACAUCAAAAGCGACAUCCAUUUGCAAGCGAUGUUCAGAGACAUCUUUGAUCAGUAUUUACCAAUUCUGAUAACUGAAAUCAACAGCGGUCAUAGUUUUAAGAUUUCCGACACAUUGCUGAAAUGCUUCAAGGAAGCAAGGAGCGAUUUUCUGCGUACAAUUUUCGAAACGUUGAUGUCAAACUUCUAUACUAUAUCAUCUGAUAAUGUCAUUCACAAACACUCCAACUUGAUAACUUGGCUUAUAAAAACAUUGCUUAAAGAAGGAAAAAACUAUCCCAAAUACAUUACAGAACAUAUUAUCCAAACUUGUUCUCCGAGUAUCUUUGGGUGUUACAUGAAAGUUCCUGAUCAUCAUCCACAUAAGCUACACACAAUUGACUUUAUUAAUGACGUAAUUAAAAAUCCUUAUUAUGAGAAAUUCAGGGAAAAAUUUCAAGUUGCUGUUUCUGCCGCAGUGCAAAAAUAUUUGAUGACAAAUACACAAUGUACAUUUGAGCUUAUACGGUCUAUUCUGUCGAUCAAGAAAAGUAUUAUAAUCAAUUUGUUUCCGCAAAUUGAAAAUAUUGUACUUUCCGCUGAGCAAUAUCACCGGCCCAAUGCGGCAUCUUUGAGGUAAAAAUAAUCAUAAAUUUCUAAAUUAAUAAGAAAUAAUAAUUCUUAUGCCUUUAUAGCGCA